This is a messenger RNA of Paramecium sonneborni, 855 nucleotides long. The record is from the annotation of a GenBank genome assembly. Lineage: Eukaryota; Ciliophora; Oligohymenophorea; Peniculida; Parameciidae.
AUGAAUACAAUUGAUGAAUUGAGAAAGGCUAAGUUUACAUAAAAAUUAGAACAAAUUGUCUUAAAAAAGAGAAGAGCCAAAACCAAUUUGGAAGAAUAUCAAAUUAGAAAACAAAGUAUCCUAUAUUUAUAGAUAGAUUAAUUAACAUAUGUUCCUUAAAUGAAUAAAGAUUAGAUUUGCAGUUUAUGUGAAUCUUAUUAUGUGAAUCACAUAACAACAAUUUGUGAACAUAGUUUUUGUGAAAAAUGUUUAUUUGAUCAUCUACUCAAAUGUCGUGUAAAUUAUUUAAAUAACAAUAGAAAAAAUGUCCAACUUGCAAAAUAGAAUUCAAGGGUGAUUUUGCUUUUCCUUGUCUUUCAUUAGAUUACUGGAUUGGUAUUGCUUAAAAGGAUAAUAAAAAUUAUGAACUUAAAUUAUAAGAAGUUGAAUUGUGGAAGGAGAAAGGAAAGAUCAAAGAAUUAAAAGUAGGAAUGAAAUUAGAUAUUCUUGACACAGCUUUUAUUUGGUGUUUAGGUGAAAUAAAAGAGAUUCGAUAUGGAAAAGAUGAUCAACCUAAAUAGGUAUUGGUUCACUAUAUUGGUUGGAAUAAAGUUUAUGAUGAACUAAUAGGAGUAAAUAGUUUUCGAUUGGCCCCAUAAGGAAGUAAUACUUCAUAAAAGAGUAAUAAAUUAAUUAAAGUUAGAUAUUUUAUAAUAUUAAAAAUCAAAUGUAGAGACAUUACAAAGAAGUCUGCAUAUAAGUGGGAAUACUAACGAGAAUGCAAAUGAGAGAUAAUUAAAUUCUCGAUAACUUAUUAGGUCAUUAGCUAGUUAAAUAUUUUAAUUGAGAAAUGAUCUUUUUAAUAAUUAAAAUUGA